Molecule: messenger RNA, 720 nt
Organism: Oldenlandia corymbosa var. corymbosa
Lineage: Eukaryota; Viridiplantae; Streptophyta; Magnoliopsida; Gentianales; Rubiaceae
Source: the annotation of a GenBank genome assembly
AUGCCUAUGGAUUUCAAAGAUACCUGGGAUGAGAUGGAAGUCUGUGUGGAUAGUGGAAUGACAAGGGCAAUUCGGGUAUCUAAUUUCUCAAUCGCCAAAAUUGAAAAGCUGAUGAUGACUGUUAGAAUCCUUCCUGCAGUAAAUCAGGUGGAAAUACACCCAUAUUGUAAUCAGAAAAGCCUGAUUACAAGCUGCCGAAGUAAGGGCAUCCUGGUCAUUAGCUACGCAUCGCUCGGUGCUUUGGGCAACCGAUCCGGCACCGACAAAGUGAUUCAGUCGAACUUACUUGCCAAGAUAGCAGCAGACAAGGGGAAGUCUCCAGCACAGGUAGCUCUAAGGUGGGCUUUCCAGCAAUGGAUAUGGUUCCUAGCAAAAGGAUACCAGGAACAUCAUAUGAAAGAAAAUAUUACUAUCUUUGACUGGGAACUCACUGAUGUAGAGCUCAAGGCAAUAAAUGAAUUCCCUCAUGUUCGAGUCUGUAAAGACGGUAGCUAUAUUUUUGUGUAUAGGCCAUUUGCCGGAUUGAAAGAUCCAUCUAUUGUGACUGUGGAUGAGUUCUAUCUUGAGGGAAAUCUUGUAGUUCGACCUGAGCCAACUUCUCCCUCUGUUGUCUUUUGUGUGUGGAAAUCUCUAUUUGGAUCAAUCUCCAUGAGUCCACCGGGUCUAGACUCUGUUGCUGCCAAAUCUUGUUAUUCCUUCCUAGCCAAAUAUUCCAGAUGA